ACAUCAAAAGAUGUAACAUCAUAUACAGCAGCCAUUGAAACAUCAACGUCGAUACCAUCUUCAAUAUCGAUAUUAUCAACUUCAAACACUCCAGUGCCUACUACAACAAUAAAAGAUGUGGCAUCAUCAACAGCAGCCAUUGAAACAUCAAUUUCGACAUCGUCAUUAACAUCUUUAUUGUCAGCUUCAGACAGUCCAGUGUCUACAACAACACCAAAAGAUGUAGCAUCAUCUACAGCAACCAUUCAAACAUCAACGUCGAUAUCAAGUUCAUCAUUGACAUUAUCAAGCUCAGACACUCCAGUGCCUACAACAACAUUAAAAGAUAUAACAUCAUCUACAGCAGCCUUUGAAGCAUCAAUGGCGAUAUUCUCUUCAUCAUUGACAUUACCAAGUUCAGACACUCCAGUGCUUACAGCAACAAUAUCAAAAGCUGUAACAUCAUCACCAGCAGCCAUUGAAACAUCGACGUCGAUAUCAACUUUAUCCUUGACAUUAUCAAGUUCAGACACUCCAGUGCCUACAACAUCAUUCAAAGAUGCGACAUCAUCAACAGCAGCCAUUGAAACAUCGACAUCGAUAUCAUUUUCAGCAUCGAUAUUGUCAAUUUCAGACACUCCAGUGCCUACUACAACAUUAAAAUAUGUGGCAUCAACACCAGCAGCGAUAGAAACAUCAACGUCGAUAUCAUCUUCAAUGUCAAUAUUAUCAACUUCAGAAACUGCAGUGCCUACAACAACAUUAAAAGAUGUAACAUCAUCGCCAGCAGCGAUCGAAACAUCAACGUCGAUAUCAUCUUCAAGUUCAAAUUUAUCAUUAUCAAGUUCAAAAACUCCAGUGCCUACAACAACAUUACAAGAUGUAACAUCAUCAAUAGCAGUCAUUGAAACAUCAACAUUAUCAACUUCAGACACUCCAGUGCUUACAAAAACAACAUCAAAAGAUGAAACAUCAUCUACAGCAGCCAUUGAAACAUUGACAUCGAUAUCAUCUUCAGCAUCGAUAUUAUCAACUUCAGACACUCCAGUGCCUACAAUAACAUUAAAAGAUGUAACAUCAUCUACAGCAGCCAUUGAAACAUCAACGUCGUUAUCAGCUUCAUCAUUGACAUUAUCAAGUUCAGAUACUCCUGUCGCAACAACAACAUCAAAAGAUGUAACAUCAUCUACAGCAGCCAUUGAAACAUCAACGUCGAUAUCAUCUUCAAUAUCGAUAUUAUCAACUUUAGACACUGCAGUGCCUACAACAGCAACACCAAAAGAAGAUGUAACAUCAUCUACAGCAGCGAUCGAAACACUAACGUCGAUAUCAUCUUCAAUAUCGAUAUCAUCAACUUCAGACACUCCAGUGCCUACAAUAACAUUAAAAGAUGUAGCAUCAUCUACAGCAGCCAUUGAAACAUCAACGUCGAUAUUCUCUUCAGCAUCGGCAUUAUCAACUUCAGACACUCAAGUGCCUACAACAUCAUUAAAACAUGUGACAUCAUCUACAGCAGCCAUUGAAACAUCAAUGGCGAUAUUCUCUUCAUCAUUGAAAUUAUCAAGUUCAGAAACUCCGGUGCCUACAACAACAACAUUAAAAGAUGUAACAUCAUCGCCAGMRCCAAUMGAAACAUCRAUKUCGAUAUCAUCUUCAACAUCGAUAUUAUCAACUUCAAACACUCCAGUGUCUACAACAUUACAAGAUGUGGCAUCAUCAACAGCAGYCGUUGAAACAUCAAUGUCGAUAUCAUCUUUAACAUCUUUAUUGUCAGCUUCAGAAACUCCAGUGCCUACAACAASAACACCAAAAGAUGUAACAUCAYCAACAGGAGGCAUUGAAACAUCAACGUCGAUAUUGUCUUCAAUAUCGAUAUUAUCAACUUCAUCCACUCCAGUGGCUACAACAUCAUUAAAGGAUGUAACAUCAUCGACAGCAUCAAUCGAAACAUCAACGUCGAUAUCAUCUUCAAUAUCGAUAUCAUCAACUUCAAACACUCCAGUGCCUACAACAACAACACCAAAAGAUGUAAUAUCAUCGCCAGCAGCGAUCGAAACAUCAACUUCGAUAUCAUCUUCAAUAUCGAUAUCAUCAACUUCAAACACUCCAGUGCCUACAACAACAACACCAAAAGAUGUAACAUCAUCGCCAGCAGCGAUCGAAACAUCAACGUCGAUAUCAUCUUCAAUAUCGAUAUCAUCAACUUCAAACACUCCAGUGCCAACAACAACAACACCAAAAGAUGUAACAUCAUCGCCAGCAGCGAUCGAAACAUCAACUUCGAUAUCAUCUUCAAUAUCGAUAUCAUCAACUUCAAACACUCCAGUGCCUACAACAACAACACCAAAAGAUGUAACAUCAUCGCCAGCAGCGAUCGAAACAUCAACGUCGAUAUCAUCUUCAACGUUGACAUUAUCAAGUUCAAAAUCUUCAGUGCCUACAACAACAUUUAAAGAUGUAACAUCAUCAGCGAUUAAACCAUCAACGUUGAUAUCAACUUCAACGUUGACAUUUUCAUCGUCAGUUACACCAGGACCGACARCGUCAACAACARCACMUGUGACAUCGUCAAUGAAGUCAUCGUUAUUGGCAAUGACAUCAACGCCAAUUCUAUCUGAAUCGCCUCUAUUACRAACCGUCGCAACAUUAGCAACGGUGACCUCAAGUAUCACUGWGUCCACAAGUAUGUUGGUUGUAGUUUCAUCAACCUCAAAUGUCAAACCAUCUGAGAAAGAGUCACUUGAAGCUGUUGAAUUAUCCUUUCAUGACAUGACUUUAUCAGAGUGGGAACAAAAUGGAUACGAGGAGAAAUUGAAGAGUGUUCUCGUCAAUAUCAUCAAUAACUAUUGUCACAAUGAAUCUACGUCGAAUCAAUGCGAUACUUUGGGAUCUAAUCGGAGAAGGCGCCGCGCAGCUGUGACCGCACAAAACAUCACCAAGGAUGACAUAAUCAUCUUACCGGGGUACCCCAAGGAAGAAAAUGGUCARCUCACCGUCGCCUUCUAUAUUCGCCUAAAGGUUGCGCUACAAUUCCCUGACGCCAAUCCAUUGUCCAAAGAAGCAGUGAUCGCUGCUAUCAAUGCUGAAAAAGUCAAGAUCGAAAUAGCAUUAGGCAAAAAGAUUUCUAGAAUAUUACCACAUAAAACCACGUCCGARCCUAAAAAGGAGGAUAGUUCGAAUCUUGGGUUGUCGCUUGGUUUGAUUUUUGGAAUACUUUCAGUGGUAGUAGCUGUAGUAGUUGUCAAGGUUUUAAAGAAAAAGAAAGUAAUUUGCUACCAAAAUGGAGCCGUGUCACCAUCGCKCAAGACUGAAAAUCCAGAAGAAAUACCGGUUGCAAGGCUCAAUAACUACGUCGGUGAGAAAGAAAGAAGUUUGGAUUUGGAAGCUGGUGCAAACUGUACUCAAGAUCACUCAAUUUAGUAAAUGUAGUACUGUUUAAUCUCCCGUAACUGGAAAGGCAGAAAUUAGUGCCCGUUGGCGGAGCUGUCCGCCUAAUAGAAAGUGUGGAUGCAGUGUUUUAUAUGGAAGAAAUAUAAAAUCGAGGUGACUGAGGUGGUACUGGGAAGCCAUAAGAUUGGAUACUCGUAAGGAUAUUCGCGAAAAUAUAUACACAGAUUGAGAGAGAAAAGCUAUUUUUUCUAUAUCCUAAACGGAUCUCUUGGGACAAAGGAACUUAUACCAAUAAAAAUCACA
This is a messenger RNA of Exaiptasia diaphana, 3672 nucleotides long. RefSeq lists its product as uncharacterized. The transcript is spliced from 7 exons. The annotation marks the transcript as partial. Lineage: Eukaryota; Metazoa; Cnidaria; Anthozoa; Actiniaria; Aiptasiidae. The record is from RefSeq and is a predicted model, not a curated record.